AUGCAUGUAAUUAUUUUUUGGCAAAUUUUUUUUUUUUUUGCUUUUUGCCCGUGCAUGUGGGUGGAUGGAUGGAUGGAAGGACUCGGCGUGUGCCGUAAAUUUCCUUUUCUUUUUUGUUCUCUUCAUUUUUUUUUUUUUCCUUUUUUUUUCCUUCUCCAUGUUUGUGCGUUUGUCUGCAUUUGUGUCGGAAGGAUAUCUGGGUAUUUUCACCAAAAGGAAGGGAAAAAAAAAAAAACAGGAAGAAGAAGAGAGGAAAAAAGAACAAAAGGAAAAGUGAAUUUUUUUAAAAUUUAUUUCUGCCUGUUCACACAACGUUUUAGUGUCGUCUUCUGUUUUUUUUUUUUUUUUUUUAAUUAUUGCCUUUCGUCCCGGCACCAUCCAUCGUUCUCUUUUUUUUCUUUCCCCCCCUUUUCCAUCGCUUUGCCCCAUCGCUGCGAAAUGAGCACGGCGCCAGGGGGGGCGGUUGACGAUGAAAUUCAAAGUCGCCUGUCAAAACUCUCCGUCUACAAACGGGCGGAGUAUCACUGCGUGGAGGGCAUCGCGGCGCUGCGAGAGUCACUGCGGGAUGUGGUGAGGCUUGAGGGAGAGGAGUCCGGCACCAACGACCAUGGCGCCAGCAAAGCCGUUCAUAACAGUAGUGGUAGUACUAGUGGUGGCGGGGGCCGUGCGGAGCUGGCGAAGGCACGGCAGGCGGCGCGGCGGGCCCACCAGCAGCUCGACAAACUUGCGAAGGAGGCUCAACGUGCGGCACGUCGCGAGGACGGCGGGUGCGAUGCCGACAUGAAGGAAUUAAUGAGACACGUGGAGAGCGCCAAGCGGUGGUACCGCGAGUGUUUUCGUGUUGUGCCGCCGAUUGAGGGGGGAUAUGAGCGGCAGGGCGACACCGGCGGUGCUCCCGGUCUGGACGAUGAUCUCCACGCGCGUCAAUGCACGCAACACGGGGCCACAAGUAUGACCACCCCGUUGCUUGCAGCGAAUUUUAAUGAUGUUAAUAGCAAUAUUCAUAACGGCAGAGAUGGCGUGACUAGCAGUAGAAACGCCAGCGUCACUGCGCCGCAGCCCACCGUGUCCGAUGAGGAGUUUCUUUUGUUUUUGGAUCAGGUGCGGCGAAACGACGAACUUGCCGACGUCGCGCUGGAUCGCAUUUCCCAUGGCCUCUCGCGGCUACAUGAGAAUGCGCUGAAUGUGACGUCCGAGUUGCGGACGCAGGAAGGACUUUUGGUUGCGGUGGAGGAGAAGGUGGAGACCACCCACGCAAAUCUCAGCGUGCUGAACAAACGGUUGCGUAAGUUUCUUGCGGAAAAGAAUAAAUGCGACUGUUUUAUGUACGCUUUCUGCUGUGCGCUGCUGCUUGGCGUGGUUGCCGCGAUUGCGGUUUUGCUCAAGAAAUGA
Molecule: messenger RNA, 1392 nt
Organism: Trypanosoma cruzi
Lineage: Eukaryota; Euglenozoa; Kinetoplastea; Trypanosomatida; Trypanosomatidae
Exons: 1
Coding region: 1-1392 (463 amino acids)
Source: RefSeq, a predicted model, not a curated record